AUGAAAUUAUUUUUUAAAUUGGUUUACUGCAUUAUUUUCAAUUUUAUUUGCAUAUGCUUUAAUGUAGAUAAAAUAUAUGAAACGAAUAAAACAAAUUUGUUCCUUUUUUCCAAAAGUUAUAAUGUGGUGAAUAAAAAAAAACAUAAGGCCAGAACGAAUAUAUAUAGCACGAAGAAUAGUGAGAAUAGCAAUAAAACUCUUUUAAGCUGUGAUAAAAAGAAUGAUGAAACUGAAGCCGAAAUUAGAGAAAGAAUUGAAGCAGAAAAAAAAAGAAGAGAACAAAUUAAACAAGAAAACAGCUUGUAUAUUAAUGCAAAUUUUAAAUAUGUAAGUAAUAAUAUCCCAAUUAAUGUUGAAAAAAAAUACAAAUAUGAAUCCUUUAAAUAUAGUGAAGAAAUACUUACAUAUAUUUUUUUUGUAAUUAAUUUAUUCAAACAUGAACAAUUUAAGAACAAUAUUUAUAAGCAAUCCCUGGGAAAUGAGUCAUUACAAAGACAAAAAAAUGAAUUACACACGAAUGAACGUUUUUCCUCUUAUAAAAAUAUUAGUUUGGUUGAAAGAAAUCAAAAGAUAGUGUCUGAUUUUAUACAUAAAUUUGGUGAUAAAUUCAAAUUUUUUAAUAAGAAAGAAAAAAUUCAAAGAGAAGAUUGGGCAAACAUGUUUAAGAUGGAACAAGAUGAUAAAAAUAAUUUUUUUAAAAAUAUAAAAAUAAAAAAUGAAACAACAAAAGAAUAUUACUUUGUUAUAUAUUAUUGCAAUUGGCAAUAUGAAUGUAUGGCUCUUUACAAUGCCUUCCAUAAUAUUUUUAACAAUUGUUAUAAUAAUAUCAAUUUUUAUAACAUAUCAAAUAAUAUAGAUGAACAACUUGAAGAACAGGGAGAAAAUGAAGAUGAUAAGAAAAAACAAGAAGAAAUGAUAUCCAAGGAAGAUUUGCAAAAAAUAAAAGAAAUGUAUAUUAAAGAUAUGCAGAAUAAUGAAAUCACAGAUGUAGAAAGUCUACUAAGGAUGGAGGAAAAUCAUCAAAGUAACAGUGAAGUUGGUUCGGAACAGGAAAAUUCACAAGCGGAAAAUCAAAAGUUAAAUGAAAGCAAUGAACAAGAAGAAGGUGCAAACAAUCAAACGAACAACGAUUUGUCUGAAUCGCACGCAGAACAGCAAGCCGAAUCGCAAGGAGAUAAAAUAAAAACUCUUCAAGAAUUAAUGGAAGAAGAAAAAAAAAAAUUAGAUGAAGAAUUUUUUUUAUACGGUUAUUCAAAAUAUGAAGACAUGGAACAAAUAAAAAAGGAAGAAGAAGCUAUCAAGGAAACAAAACAAAUUAUAAAGGAAGAAAAAUUAAGCAAAGACAAGUUAAAUAAUAAAAGAGAGUUUAAAAACAUUCUAAAUGAUUUUUCUGUUCACAUUAAAAAUUAUGAAGAUUUCUAUAAUUACGAGAAAAAUGAUGAGCGAAAUUUUGGGAAAAAUAAUGAGCAAAAUAAUGAACAAAAUAAUGAACAAAAUAAUGAACAAAAUAAUGAACAAAAUAAUGAACAAAAUAAUGAACAAAAUAAUGAACAAAAUAAUGAACAAAAUAAUGAACAAAAUAAUGAACAAAAUAAUGAGCAAACUAAUGAGCAAAAUAAUGAGCGUAAUAUCAUAAUGAUAAAUCAUGCCAACUCAACCGAAUUAGGCUGUGUAGAAAAUCAAACAAAUGCACCUUUGCUAAAUGGUGAAUCCUCCAUUUCUCGUAUUUCCAAAGAAAUAAAUGAAAGAGAAAAAAAAAAUAUUAAUAAAAAAAAGGACGAAAUAAAAGAAGUAAACAUAAAUGUAAUCUUUGUCAGAUUAAGUAACAGUACAGUUAUAGGCAAAACGAAGAAUAUAAAACAAAAAAUAAAAAAAAAAUGGAUUUAUUCCCAUGAAAAAGAGAUCAACUUUUACGAAUUAAUCUUAUCGGUUAUGCUAAAUGAAAAUAUCUAUUAUAAAGAUAUGCCACAUAUGAAUAUAUUCUCCCUAAGUUAUAAUAAAAGAAAAUUAUUUGACUUUUUUAAUGAAGUUAAUACAAAUUUAAAGUAUAGUUUUAUUCAUAAAAAUAAUGUAUAUAAUAUAUUUAAUAAUGUUAUUAAUAAUUAUAUGGAUAUUUAUAAUUUCGACAUAUAUGACAAGAGUAAUAGUACGAAUGAACAAAAUGACAUUUCAUCAAAUAACAAUUUACAAAAUAAUAUGGUUAACAUGGAAAAUACAAACAAUAAGGAAUACGAACAAAAUGAGGAUAUCCUUUUUGAGGAAUUAAGUUUAGAUCAUGAAAUUGAAGAUACACAUAAUUAUCAAGUCAUAUAUGACGGAACGACAAAUAAUACACAUGAAACUGAUGAUAUGUCACAGAACAGCGGUGAAAAUCAAAAUGAUUCCGAAAAAGAACUCAAAACCGUAAAUGAGAGAGAGAAAAAAAAUAAUAGUCAAAACAAAGUUAUCAAAAAAAAACAUAAUAAAAAAGAAAAAAGUAAAUAUGAAGUAUUAUUUAAACAAAAAUAUACAAAUAUCUUUGCAAAUAAUAUUAAAAAUAAAAUAUCUAUUGAAAAAGUUAGCUCGAUAUCAAAUUUUCACACACAUGCGAAUUAUACACUCGAUACUUUUAGGGAUUUCACAUUAAGAGAUCUUUUUCAUAAUACAUUAAACCAUCAAAAUUUUAAAAUUGAUAAAAAUUAUGUUUACUACUCAAAUCAUAAAAUUCCCAGAGAUUUAUUCCCAUUUAUUCUUCAACUCUCAUUAGCUUUCAAAUAUGAACACAAUACUAUUUUGAUGAACGCUCCCAAAAAAAUAGAAUUCGAGUUUCGAAAUGUAUAA
Plasmodium malariae is the source of this 2820-nucleotide messenger RNA. RefSeq names its product conserved Plasmodium protein, unknown function. The coding region runs from base 1 to 2820 and encodes 939 amino acids. The transcript has 2 exons. NCBI's taxonomy places the organism in Eukaryota, Apicomplexa, Aconoidasida, Haemosporida, Plasmodiidae. The record is from RefSeq and is a predicted model, not a curated record.